Molecule: messenger RNA, 4384 nt
Organism: Trichomycterus rosablanca
Lineage: Eukaryota; Metazoa; Chordata; Actinopteri; Siluriformes; Trichomycteridae
Product: apoptosis-inducing factor 3
Exons: 20
Coding region: 539-2335 (598 amino acids)
Biological process (GO): execution phase of apoptosis
Cellular component (GO): cytoplasm; mitochondrion
Molecular function (GO): flavin adenine dinucleotide binding; oxidoreductase activity, acting on NAD(P)H; 2 iron, 2 sulfur cluster binding
Source: RefSeq, a predicted model, not a curated record
GAGAGUCGGAGUGAAAGUGUUUGAAGGAACGAGCAUUAAAAGCUCAAGAGGCCUGCGUUCUACUGCUGUUCCUGCACUGUAAAGUGUGUGUCUGAAUGUUAAAGUGUGUGUGUAUAGAUGUGUGAAUGUUUAAGUGUGUGGGUGUGUAUGAAUGAGGCUGGCAGUGGGACUGUAGCUGAAUCUCAGCUUACUGCAGUAAAAGCAUCGCAGAACAUCGCAGCACUUCUGAAGACUUAAUCAGAAACCUUGGAGAUGCUUGGAGGAGAACUUUAGGUCGUUCUGGGUCUGCUAGAAUGUUCUCCUGUUUCUCGCCUGUCCUGUGAGUGGACGUAGACCCGACUGCACCUGUUCCGUCCAGGCAUUGGGCUACGUGCAGUGGCUGAGCACUGAUAUGGCUAAAGGGGCAAGGCAGGCCCAGAAUUUCUUGCUACAGCGCUGUGUCCACCUCCACUUCCUGUGGCCCAUUGUGAGCGUCUGAUCCCGACGGCCUCUCUGGGUUCCCACUCACCGGGCCUCCUGGCUUCACUGCAGGUCGAUCAUGGGAGGAUGCCUCUCCAAACCCAAACCAGAGGUGAAAGUUGAGCUGACGCUUCUGGAUAAGGAGAAGGAACCGGACCUGAUGUCCCCAAACGGAAAGGCCAGUCCGUUCUCUGAGUAUCGUCCUAACGGAUCCCUGGGUCACUGCUCAGAUGAGGACCAGUCAGUCCAGCGACCCUCACACAAACACAGAGACUACAUCGAGGCCACAGUGUGUCACGUCAAAGAUCUGGAGAAUGGACAAAUGCGUGAGGUGGACCUGGGGCCAGGCAGAGCUCUGCUUAUUAAAGAACAUGGAGAAUUCUCUGCCAUGGGACACAAAUGCCCACACUAUGGAGCACCACUCGUUAAGGGAGUUUUAUCUAAAGGACAUGUUCGGUGUCCAUGGCAUGGUGCCUGUUUUAACAUUGCAACUGGAGACAUCGAGGACUUCCCUGGCCUGGAUAGUCUGCCCACCUUUCAGGUCAGAGUUGAAAAGGAAAAGGUGAUUAUCCGGGCAAACAAGCAGGCUCUACAGACCCAGAGGAGGAUGAAGGCCAUGGCUAAAUGUUCAGCAGUCAUCAACUCCAGUACUAGCUUCAGCCAUGUUCUCAUCAUCGGAUCAGGUCCUGCUGCGUUGGUGUGUGCUGAAACGUUACGACAGGAAGGUUUUACUGACCGCAUCGUGAUGUGCACCAUGGACAAACACCCACCCUAUGACAGACCUAAACUGAGUAAGUCAUUAGAAAGCACAGCUGAACAACUGCAACUGCGCUCAAUUGACUUCUUUCAGAACCACGACAUCGAGCUGUUACUGGAGACAGAGGUUGUAUCUGUCGAUGUAAAGACGAAAACCGUGGCAUUUCAGGAUGGGUAUAAGAUGGAGUACAGGAAACUAUUUAUUGCUACAGGAAGCAGGCCCAAGGCCAUAAACUACAAGGGCAAAGAUGUCAGCAAUGUGUUUCAUCUAAGAACUCCUGAGGAUGCCAACAGCAUAGCCAGACUGGCCAGCAGUAAGAAUGCUGUCAUUGUCGGGACAUCAUUUAUUGGGAUGGAGGUGGCUGCAGCACUGACAGAUAAAGCUCACUCUGUGUCUGUAAUCGGCAUCGAGGCUGUGCCUUUCCGAAAAGUACUGGGAGAGAAAGUGGGGAAAGCACUGAUGAAGCUGUUUGAGAUGAACCGAGUGAAGUUCUACAUGCUGAAUGAGGUGUCAGAAAUGAGAGGACAUCAAGGACAGUUAAAAGAAGUGGUGUUGAAAAGUGGAAAGGUAUUAAGAGCAGACGUGUGUGUUAUUGGCACAGGUUCGAUUCCUGCCACUGCAUUUCUUAAACAAAGUGGAGUGCACAUAGAUUCAAAGGGAUUCAUUACUGUCAACAAGAUGAUGCAGACGAAUGUGGAAGGUGUGUAUGCUGGUGGUGAUGUAGUAACAUUUCCCCUGACUCUACGGGGCAAUAAGAAGGUGAACAUCCCUCACUGGCAAAUGGCCCAUGUCCAUGGAAGGGUCGCUGCUUUGGGCAUGAUGGGAAAAACCUCAGAUAUACGAACAGUGCCUUUCUUCUGGACUGCUAUGUUUGGUAAAAGCAUACGCUACGCAGGUUACGGGGAUGGAUUUGAUGAUGUCAUCAUCCAGGGAGAUUUGGACGAACUGAAAUUCGUAGCAUUCUACACAAAAAAUGAGGAGGUGAUGUCUGUGGCCAGUAUGAACUAUGACCCCAUUGUGUCUCGGGUUGCAGAGGUCUUUUGUUCUGGAAAGACUAUUAAGAAGCGUGACGUAGAGACGGGAGAUAUCUCAUGGUUGAUAGACAAAGGCUCGCAGUGAGAGGACAAAACAUCCAAAGUAUCCACCUGGAUAAUCUCAGUAUUGGUUAUAUGUGACACUGCAUGCUUGAUGGACUUGGAUCCGCAUGUAGACGGGUUCGUGCCAAACCAGGGUUCACAUGUGGCAUGAACCCGCACCCUGAAGAGACUCUACUUGGAGCUGUAAAUGCAUUCAGUUUUACUCUAUUCUAAACUCCAGCAUUUUCACAAGUCCUCACAAACUGAAGAGGACUGCUGGGAAUUUUUAGUAUAUUUCUGAACACUGACAUGUCUCCAAGCUUGGCCUUGUCUUGUGCACGAAGUAACUACCUGAACACAGUGUUUAUAAGGGCAGUGAAGGAAAAAAAUAGCAUUUUUGUAUGAUCUUGUAUAUUGUUACCAGAAAUUGGAUUACGUUUUUGUGUGUACUAAACCUUUGCAGAGUUUGUAAUGCUACCAAAUAGCCUGGGAAUGCUAACUGGCGCUAAAGAGCAAGAGCAUUUUGCAUUGUAUAGAUAUGCAGCUUCUGUUUUUAUGCCACUUGGGUAUGACGUUUGCUAUGAAAUCCUGUUAUAUCUUAAGAAAAUCAAUUUUUAUGAAAAUUAGCACAUGCAAGUCUUGCUUUAGGUCAUCAUGGUGGCACCCAGGUCAGUUAGAAACAGCUAAACAGACUUUAGCUCUUUAACCCUGGCCUAGUCACACCAGACAUGGAACAAUGAUGACAAUGGGCACUCGGGUUGCACAUCAGUCUAAUGUGUUUACUCAACACUACAGAAACCCGAGUGUUAGUGGUGUCGUUGGUCUGGUUGGACAGACACAAUUGGCCUUGUCUGAAAGAAUGAAGGUUGGAUAGGACUCACUUCCUUGCUACUGUCUAGUUAAGGUGUCAGCAUGAGUGCAAAAGGAAUACAGUGAGAAAAGCAUGUUCCUCUGUACAUGUGCAAGGGGCUCAGUAAGAACUCUGAACAUCCUGCUCUGUCACACCAAACCCCUUGCAUGUCCUCCCUUACCGCACCCAUAAACCUCCUUUUUGGUCUUCCUCUCCUCGUCCUAUUUGGCGACUCCGUCUUCAGUGCCCUUCUCUUGAUAGAACUCUCAUCCCGCUUCUGCACAUGCCCAAACCCAAACCAUCUCAAUCUCACUCAUUUUCUUAACCACUUAUCCAAUUAGGGUCACGAGGGGUGCUGGAGCCUAUCCCAACUUUUUAAUGGGCACAAGGCACAUAGUAACACCCUGGACGGGGCGCCAGUCCAUUGCAGGGCACACACACAUACACACACACAUUUACCUAUAGGGCAAUUCAGUGUCUCCAAUUAACUUGACUGCAUGUUUUUGUACUGUGGGAGGAAACCGGAGCACCUGGAGGAAACCCAUGCGGACACAGGGAGAACAUGCAAACUCAAAACGCACAGAAAGGACUCGGGCCUCCCCGCCUGGGGAUCAAACCCAGGACCUUCCUGCUGUGAGGAGGCUACCAUCUCAAUCUCUCCUCCCUAAUAUCCCAUCCUCAUCACUCCCAACGAGACCUUUUACUUUCAUUCCCCUUUUCUUCAGUGAAUACCUCCAUCUCUCCAGGUUCUCCUCAACCUGCUCCCUCCUCUGAAUACAAAUCACAAGUUCAUCCUUAUUAAUUAAAUGAAUAUAAAAAUAAGUAGACGAUAGAUUAAAUGUGAAUGCCCACUUUGCUGCAGCAAUGCACGUCUCAUUGGCACUGUGCCCUUAUCGCUGACCAACAGCUUUUAUGUUGUACCUUUUAAAGUAUGUCCAGUUGCCUUGCUGGUUAAUUGCACAAAAUAUUAAUAAUAUAUUCAAAGCUAUACCUCUAUAGGAAUAAUGCUAGAGAUAUAAAACUAUAAGCUUUUAUUUAAUUAUCUUGUAUUGACUGAUUAAUUGAUGAUUUAAUAUAUUUUUGAUGUAGUAUGCAAUAAUUUUGAAUGCUGAUCUGGUAGUUUGGACCUCCUGAAGCUCCUUUUUGUUACUAACUCAGGGAUAGGAGGGUCAAGUCCUGCUUAUAUAAGGGUUUGUCCUGUUGACCAAAAAAAUAAAAAUAAUAAAAAACUUGUUGCUUUUA